Mytilus trossulus (common blue mussel) is the source of this 810-nucleotide messenger RNA. Its product is annotated as nephrocystin-1-like. The record is from RefSeq and is a predicted model, not a curated record. NCBI's taxonomy places the organism in Eukaryota, Metazoa, Mollusca, Bivalvia, Mytilida, Mytilidae. The transcript has 3 exons. Bases 45 to 323 code for a protein of 92 amino acids.
AUGUAUGGUUUUCCUUUUACUUAUUUUAGAGAGACAUAGAGUACAUGAAGACAGAGUUUGCCUUGGUCUACCAGAGUAGUGUGUAUCCAUUGGUUCAUCUGUCUGCAUUACCUCCAUGGUUACCAGGAGAUUUACUUGUAGAGAUGAAAAGACAAGAAGAAAUUGCCAAAUUCCAAAAAAUGAAGUUGGACAAAAAAGGCAUAUUGGCUAUGCUGUUAUCAGCUGAUGUGGAAUAUCAACCAUUUGAUAUGAAGGAAGUGGCAUUUAAUGUGAUUGGUCAAUUUUGUCAUAAUGAUCCAAUGGCUAUUGCAAUCCAAAGUUAAUAUUUGUACAGGAACUACAACAAAGAAGCAUCUGUGAUAUGAACUAUUUUUUAGGCAGCAGAGUGAGCCAGGAUCUGAUUUUAGAUACUCUGUCAAACUGGGUGCUGACAGUAUAAUAGUUGUCGAUCAAUUAACUAAAUAAUGUUGUGUAGACCACAGGGUCUGGCACUAACAGAAGUCCUGCAAUGUAAUUUUGGUCAGCCGAUAGGAAUGAAGUUGCCCAGCAGGGCAUUUUAAGGUUAUGAAAUUUAUCAAAAGAAAUGCCUUAAUUCUGUGAAAUAACUAUGUGCUAGAUUUUAUGUUUUUGUGUUUUGUAAUUGGAUAUUUGUGUCAAAAAAACAUUUGUAUGUUCUUCAUAUCAUUAUACAUUGGUCCUUCCGAUCACCUUAUAAAUAAAAUAGUGUUGAGUCUUUGAUCCGUCCAGGCUUUGGCAAUUUUAUGUUUUUAGAAAUUAUAAUUUAUUUAUAUGCUGUAUUUUUAUAAUUUG